Aspergillus pseudotamarii is the source of this 3360-nucleotide messenger RNA. Its product is annotated as elongation factor 2. Gene Ontology annotation, molecular function: translation elongation factor activity; GTPase activity; GTP binding. Gene Ontology annotation, cellular component: cytosol; ribonucleoprotein complex. The coding region runs from base 546 to 3095 and encodes 849 amino acids. The record is from RefSeq and is a predicted model, not a curated record. The transcript is spliced from 5 exons. Gene Ontology annotation, biological process: translational elongation. Lineage: Eukaryota; Fungi; Ascomycota; Eurotiomycetes; Eurotiales; Aspergillaceae.
GAACAUUUGCACGGAAAUAAGCCCUCUGGACAAGAAUGUAAAGCUUUUAGAUGGUUGCUGAGAAAUACAUCGUACCCAUGAGCAACUAACUGGAGACUAUCGCAUGGUAGCUUUUGACCUUUCACUUAAUGACGGGGGAGUGACUGUAACGAGCUGUUAGAGGAGGUAAAUUUUGGUAAGGAAAUGAGGGGUGGAAGUCAGAAAAGCCACUAAACGGCAGAAAAGAUUACCAAGAAAAAACGCACAUCCCAGAUUUUUUUAGCAGAGAAAAAAAAUUCCCACUGCGAAAGUCCCCACUCUCGCUUUCUUCUCCCUCUUUCCCCCUCUUCCACCAUCCUCUUCCUUUCCCUCUCUUCACCUUCCUCUGUGAAGCCCACUGUCUCCCUUUUUUUUUAGGAGCAACACACAUAGGCCCUUCUGUCCUAUAAUACUCAGGUCGAGUUAGCCCUCGAUCCUGAUCCUCUGUGUGUCGUUUCUUUGGUUUUUUUUGCACUUUACUAUACAACCCCGCCUCUUAAGGCUUUUCACGAUAAAAAACCGCCAACAUGGUUAACUUCACAAUCGAAGAGAUUCGGUCCCUGAUGGACAAACCGAAGAACAUUCGUAACAUGUCCGUCAUUGCUCACGUCGAUCACGGAAAGUCCACUCUGUCUGACUCCCUGGUUCAGCGUGCUGGUGUUAUCGCCGCUGCCAAGGCUGGUGAGGCCCGUUUCAUGGAUACCCGUGCCGAUGAGCAGGAGCGUGGUAUCACUAUCAAGUCCACUGCUAUCACCCUUUACUCCAAGUUUGAUGACCCUGAGGAUCUCAAGGAGAUCAGCCAAGGUCACGAUGGCAACGAGUUCUUGAUCAACUUGAUCGACUCUCCCGGUCACGUUGACUUCUCCGCUGAGGUUACUGCCGCUCUCCGUGUCACCGACGGUGCCCUGGUCGUCGUCGACUCUAUCGACGGUUCCUGUGUCCAGACCGAGACUGUCCUUCGCCAGGCCAUUGCUGAGCGUAUCAAGCCCGUUCUGAUCAUCAACAAGGUUGACCGUUCUAUACUUGAGCUGCAGGUCAGCAAGGAGGAUCUGUACCAGAACUUCUGCCGUAUCAUUGAGUCCGUCAACGUCACCAUCGCUACCUACGAAGACAAGGUUCUUGGUGAUGUCAUGGUUCACGCCCAGAAGGGUACCGUUGCUUUCGGAUCCGGUCUCCAGGGCUGGGGUUUCACUGUCCGCCAGUUCGCCGUGAGGUACGCUAAGAAGUUUGGUGUUGACCGUAAGAAGAUGCUUGAGCGUCUGUGGGGUGACAACUACUUCAACCCCAAGACCAAGAAGUGGACUAAUAAGAGCACUGAUGCCGAUGGCAAACCUCUGGAUCGUGCUUUCGUCCAAUUCUGCUUGGACCCCAUCUACAAGAUCUUCGACGCGGUCAACAACAACAAGAGAGAUCAGAUCACUACUCUCGUCGAGAAGCUUGAGGUCAAGCUUACUAGCGAUGAGAAGGAGCUUGAGGGCAAGCAGCUCCUCAGAACUAUCAUGCGCAAGUUUUUGCCUGCCGCCGAUGCUAUGUUGGAAAUGAUCUGUAUCCACCUGCCUUCUCCCGUUACUGCCCAGAAGUACCGUGCUGAGACUCUGUACGAGGGUCCUCAUGAUGACGAGUGCUUCAACGCCAUCAAGGAGUGCAAGGCUGGUACCAAGGAGGACCCCGCUCCUCUGAUGCUCUACGUCUCGAAGAUGGUGCCCACUUCCGAUAAGGGUCGUUUCUAUGCUUUCGGCCGUGUCUACUCGGGUAUCGUCAGGUCUGGUCUCCAGGUCCGUAUCCAGGGUCCUAACUACACCCCUGGCAAGAAGGAGGACCUGUUCAUCAAGAAGAUCCAGCGUACUGUUCUGAUGAUGGGUGGUAAGACUGAAGCUAUUGACGACGUUCCCUGCGGUAACAUCGUUGGCCUGGUUGGUGUUGACCAGUUCUUGCUAAAGUCUGGUACCCUCACGACCUCCGAGACCGCUCACAACCUCAAGGUCAUGAAGUUCUCCAUCUCUCCCGUCGUGCAGCGUUCCGUUGAGGUCAAGAACGCCGCUGAUCUUCCUAAGCUUGUCGAGGGUCUCAAGCGUCUGUCCAAGUCCGAUCCUUGUGUCCUGACUAUGAUUAACGAGUCUGGAGAGCACGUCGUUGCUGGUGCUGGUGAAUUGCAUCUUGAGAUUUGCUUGAACGAUCUCCAGAAUGAUCACGCCGGUGUUCCCCUCAAGAUUUCCGACCCUGUCGUCUCUUACCGUGAGUCCGUCGCGGGCAAGUCCAGCAUGACUGCUCUCUCCAAGUCUCCCAACAAGCACAACCGUCUCUAUAUCAAUGCCGAGCCAAUUGAGGAAGACUGUGCUCUUGCCAUUGAGGCCGGCAAGAUCAACCCCCGUGAUGAUUUCAAGACUCGUGCCCGUCUCAUGGCUGAUGAAUAUGGCUGGGAUGUCACCGAUGCCCGUAAGAUCUGGACCUUCGGUCCCGACACCACCGGUGCCAACUUGCUGGUUGACCAGACCAAGGCUGUCCAGUACCUUAACGAAAUCAAGGAUUCCUUCGUCUCCGGUUUCCAGUGGGCUACUCGUGAGGGUCCUAUUGCUGAAGAGCCCAUGCGCGCUAUCCGCUUCAACAUCCUCGAUGUUACCCUUCACGCUGAUGCUAUCCACCGUGGUGGUGGUCAGAUCAUCCCCACUGCUCGUCGUGUCCUCUACGCCGCUCAGUUGCUUGCGGACCCCAGCAUUAUGGAGCCCAUCUUCAACGUUGAAAUCCAGGUUCCCGAGCAGGCUAUGGGUAGUAUCUACGGUGUCCUUACCCGUCGUCGUGGUGUCAUUUACUCCGAGGAGCAGAGACCCGGUACCCCUCUGUUCACCGUCAAAGCCUACCUUCCCGUCAAUGAGUCCUUCGGUUUCCCCACCGAUCUCCGUGCGGCCACCGGUGGUCAGGCCUUCCCUCAGUCCGUCUUCGACCACUGGGAGGUUCUUCCUGGUGGUUCUCCUCUUGACACCACCACUAAGCCUGGUCAGAUUGUUAAUGAGAUGCGUAAGCGCAAGGGUCUCAAGGAGCAGGUUCCUGGAUACGAGAACUACUACGACAAGCUGUAAACCCGUUGAUUGCAAUCCUAUGUUUAUGAGUUCGACGAACACAAUACAAUGUCUAUGCUAGGGCCCACAUCCAAAAAUUUAAAAUAAAGCGCCACAGCUGAAUGUCGUAUGUGGAUUUUCGACCACUAGAAGUAGAAUCCAGGAGUGCAUCUGCUAUGGCUUUUCAUUAUCUAUUGUUAUGUUAACGAAUGCGAGGGUUUUUACAUAGUUCACUUCAGAUUUCACUGGUUGGACUUCUAAAAUUUCAAUUGUAGUUCCAAAAUCC